UCUUUGGAUAUACAAGAAAAAAUUUUUAGUGAAGUUGCAGCAGGUAUAACUAAAGUCUUAUGGGCAACAUCUGAAAAGUUUAUAGAAAAUUCAAAAUUUCAAGCAUCAAAACUUGUGACAAUUUUAAACAGAACAGAUCUGAAAGUAAUUAGAAUAACAUUAGUAUAUAAAUCUCCUUUUGUGCUUCAAACUCAAUCUAAACCAUCAAAAAAAAAGGAUAUUAUUAAAAUAGUAUAUGAAAAUUUAACAUUAAAUUCUGAAGGCCAAGCAAUAAUAUAUUCAUCAACUCCAAAUGAAUGUAUAGAAAUUUUUAAUAGUUUUAAAGAGUAUAUAGAACCUCAUCAACUUGGUGUAUAUCAUGGAAAAAUGCUUGCUACAAAUGCUUUUGGUAUGGGAGUUUAUGCAUCUCAUGUUCGAACAAUUAUUCAUACUACCUUUCCAUUAUCUCCAACAAAUUUUGUGCAAGAGGUAGGACGAGCUGGUAGAGGUGGACAAUCAGCUGAAAGUUUAGUAUUAUAUGCAUGUGCAGAUAUUCGUGAACUACUAAUGAUUGUUGGUGAGAAAGUAAAAAAUGCUGACGAAUCUGAUUCAGAUACUGAGCCUGACUCUCUAGAAAUGCUAGCUGUUCGACGUCGUUGUAAGCAUUUAGAUAGAUCAAAAAAAAAAAUAUUCGCAAUGGCUUAUACCUUUGAAGAUUCAUAUCAAUGUUAUUGGAAAAUGGCAUAUGAACCAUUUAGAUGGCCAGAAGAUCCCAAAAUUUCUGAGUGUGGUGUUUGUGAUAACUGCAUAAGAUGUAUUACAGAUAAUAUUAUUUGGUGUGAUAUUAGUAUAGAUUUGCUUCGAAUUCUAGAUACUGUGGAUAAACUUUUGAGAUUCACAAAUGAUCCAGAAACACAGUUAGUAACUUUUGGUCGUAAUGAUAUCGUAGAUGUCUUUAUGAAAGCCAAUAACAAAAACAUCUGUGAAAAAAAUUUAACUUCCCUUUGGACAAAUGAAAGUGAUGAUAUGAAUGAUGACACUGUAAAUACACUUAUUCAGACUAAAAGCAUGUGUCUACAUGCGAUUGAUAGGCUUUGCUUAGAAGGAAUAUUGGCGCAAAAAGUAAUAAUCAAACCAAUGUGA
This is a messenger RNA of Racocetra persica, 1122 nucleotides long. The record is from the annotation of a GenBank genome assembly. Lineage: Eukaryota; Fungi; Glomeromycota; Glomeromycetes; Diversisporales; Gigasporaceae.